Molecule: messenger RNA, 4886 nt
Organism: Cherax quadricarinatus
Lineage: Eukaryota; Metazoa; Arthropoda; Malacostraca; Decapoda; Parastacidae
Gene: cni
Product: protein cornichon
Biological process (GO): endoplasmic reticulum to Golgi vesicle-mediated transport
Cellular component (GO): COPII-coated ER to Golgi transport vesicle; endoplasmic reticulum membrane
Source: RefSeq, a predicted model, not a curated record
GAACCAAAGGUAACUUGAUGAAGAACCAUCGUGCAGGUCAGAACUCUCCCACAACAUAAACAUGUCGUUCACAUUCGCAGCAUUUUCUUACAUUAUUGCUCUCAUUGUGGAUGCCUUCCUCAUAUUCUUCGCCAUCUUCCACAUUAUUGCAUUUGAUGAGCUGAAGACAGAUUACAAAAAUCCUAUAGACCAGUGUAACAGUUUGAACCCUUUAGUCUUGCCUGAAUAUGCUCUGCAUCUUUUCUUCAACAUCUUGUUUUUGAUUGCUGGAGAAUGGUUCUCUCUGUUGCUGAAUCUUCCUCUCAUCUUAUACCACAUUAACAGGUAUCGAGGGCGGCCAGUAAUGACUGGGCCAGGAUUGUAUGACCCAACAAGCAUAAUGAACCACGAGGUCUUAAGCCAGUGUCAGCGUGAAGGUUGGGUGAAAUUAGCCUUCUAUCUCCUUGCCUUUUUCUACUAUCUCUAUGGGAUGAUAGUGUCUCUCAUCUCGGGAGCUUAAAAGCCAUUCUGAAGUGUCAUAAGAAAAGCCUUCACCUGCCUGCUAUGGAUCAUUAUCCUGCAAUAAUUAUUGCCUGAUCAGUUAUUUGUUCAUGACUUUGUUGUGAUAUAAAACAUGAAUUUUGGUUAAAAUAUUUGUAGCUCUGGUUUCUGUUAAUCUUCAACAUGGCAAUAGAGCAUACAAGCAAAAUAAACAUGCACCUAUGUUCAUUAUGUGUAAUAUAUAAUGUUUGUGUAUCUGUCAUGACUUUCUUUGGUACUAAUGAAUGAUUUAUGCUUUAUCAUUAUCGAGACAUGAUUGAAAGUACUUUGAGGUGUAGUGAAAGAAAAACUGGCACAUAUUUCACAUUGUGUAGCUAAAAUUAGGAGAGUCAUAAGAGAUUCAUGAAAUCUGUGGAUGAGUGGCUAACAUUUAGCAGUAUGGUAUUGGAAUAUGCAGAAGAAUGGUUAACAGUCAAUAAUGUGGGGAAAUGGAGAUUGUAGUUGUCAUAAAUCAUAAAAGCAUUAAAAGUCUUGCGUGUUUAAUUUUGUUUCAGAUUGAAUUUCUUUUUUGCUCAGUUAAAGGAAGGAAAGUUCCUUAUGGAAUGUGGUUAGACUUAAAUACACAGGUAGACAAAAAUGUUCAGUUAUUGGACACUUACCAAAGUGCAGUGAAAUAUAUAUCUGAGACUUGACAAUAUUGCUAUUAAUACAAAGAACAUGUAUGGUUAAAUAUGGGAAAGAAACUGUAGGUAGAUAACAAAUAUUGCAUCUUCAAUAAUGGUAAUGAAGCAAAAAAAAAAAUGGUUUGGUUGAUUUUGUUCGGUAUAAAAAAAACGUGUGCACCAGUAGAAAGCUAGAUAAAUUUCUUAAGAACGUACCUCAUGCACUUCAUUGUCAGGAUUACACUGGCCCCAGGCUGGGCUGUGAGGGGUAGAAAAACUCUAAACUGACCACACGUAUAAAUAUUCUUUUAUAUAUGCUAGCAAGAAACUUUGACCUCAGACUAAGCUGCAGAAAUCGGACUCCUACAACUAGCAUACUGUUUUUUUUUUUUUUUUUUUUUUUUUUUUAUAUAUAUAUACAUACAGUAUAGUUGUCUGUAGCAGGCACUGCCUUAGUUUUGCUAUGCACUUAAAAGCCACUGUUCUUCAUUGAUACAGCACAACCUGGUGUGUGUGUGUGUGUACUCACCUAGUUGAGGUUGCAGGGGUUGAGUCCGAGCUCCUGUGUGUGUGUGUGUGUGUGUGUGUGUGUGCACAUGCUAAACCACUUGUAUUUCUUGGCAUGAUUACAUUUUGGUGAUACCUGAAUUAGCAGUGAAAGAUGACUAUCUUAAUAUUUAAGAUAGAUACUAAAUCCCAAGACAAGUUAGAUUUUGCAGAGAGCUUGACUAUUUUUUGGAAAUUAAUGAAGUAGUACUAUAAUAAAUGAAUGCAGUUCUUACCAUUAAAUAACUAAAUGCAAAUAGCUAUAAGUGAAAUUAUUCCACAGUAAUUUAGUAUGUUUUUGUUAGUCUUUAAAAGUAAUGAGUUUGCUUCAUAAUUUCUCAGAAGAAAAAAAGCUGUGAUUUUUAUUUGCUCAAAUUUUCAGGGUAAAGUUAGUGAGAAAAUAACAUUAUAUUCAGAAGAUUAUAUAAAAUUAUAGUUCUGCUUAUAUGCUGUCAUUUUUAUUAUUGUCAUGGAAACCAGCAGCAGAUUGGUGUAGCUCAUUAUCUUCAAUUUCUACAUAGUAAAAUUAUUGCAGUGAAUGGAUCUCUGGCUAAUAUAAUGAGGAAGUGUGUAUUACCAUAUGAACAAUGAUUUUAUUUGGUUGAUUUCUUAAGUCAAUCAUUUGCACAUAUUUUAUGAUCUAGCUAGUCAUAGUAAACUAAUUGACAUUGAUUAUGGGGGACUGAUGUAGUCUCAGGUUUUUUUUUUUUUUUUUUUUUUUUUUUUUUAAUUAAAUAGGUUAAUUCCUGCUUGGGAAGAACUUAUUUUGUAAAUAUUAUCCUUUUGCAUUGAACUGUAAAGUAAAAAUUAAUGGUUUAAUUUCUUUUAGAUUCUCUUAUAUUUAUGAAGUCUUAUUUGAUUAAAAUAAUAACACUUGGAUCUUGUUAAAUUCAUUACUGAGAUUUUGCAAUAGUUUUGGAUUACCAGUACAUAAAAAAAAAAAUAUUAUCAAAACCUGUGAAUUAACUUAAGUUAGUUACUGCGUUGAUUAGUUGAACAGCUAAAACGAACAAAUAGUAAUUGUAGUGCAGGAGUGAGCAAUGCUUAAAUUAUUAUAUUGCUCAUUCUCGUAAGAUUAUUUUUAUUUUAAUUGUGAUAAAUUGCUAAUUAUCUUUAUUGGUUCAGUUUAUUAAAAAUGACACAAGAUUUUCAAGAUAAAAUUUCAUCUUGUGAUAUUUUAUAUGUAAAAAAAAAGUACUGUAGUAAUGUAAAAUUUUAUUAUCAUUGGAGAUAUUGUCAUAAGUGACUAGUUUUCUAUACACAGUAGAGUACUGUAUAUACAGUGCAUUAUUGAUCAUAUAUUCAAGGUUCAUGAACUAAACAAUGGAAAGGAGUUUAGUUACUGUAAAAUUUUCCCUUCUUUUAUUUGCAUUAAUUUUUAAUCAUUGGAUUGUACUACCCAUGAGUAUACAGGAAAAUUAUUUGUGGCUUUUGGAUUUUUUUUUUUUUUUUUAUUAUUAAAAUAGAAAAUAGUGUAAAGUGCCCAAUAACUUUAACUUUCUUGGGAUUGUAUCUCCCAUGUAAAGAUGCCUGUGGUCACCAGCAGCAAUAGUUCAGCUCAGGGUAGAUACAGUAGCCUCAUUUGGUAUCUGGACACUGAAUCUGGUGCCAAUAUCAACCACUCCAGUGAGUGGAGACAAGUGGUUUUUAUGACUGUGUGUGAUGUUGGGGUAUGCUUUUCUAUUCAUAGCUAACAUACAAAUUGGAAAUGGAAACUAGACAACAUUUCAAGCUGUCUUGGACUGUUAUCAAGUCUACAUGAUAGAGGUCCAUUUGAAUGAUCUAGAAUUGACCCAAAAUGUUGUCUUCAUUUCCAGUUGCAUAGUUGUGAAUUGAUCCAGUAAUGUUAUUGUUAUUUAUUCUUCAUGCUUUUGUAGUGAAAGGAAAAUCACCACAGGCACAGCCAGAUACUUGAAACCCACCUGUCAGAGGGUUAUUGCCAUAUAUAUAUACUCAAUUUUAAGUCAGGCAAAUGGAAAAAAAUUAUAAUCUUCAUAUAAAAUGUUUCACUUGUAUUCAAAGCCUAUUGUUGAAAAAAUAUUUUUUUCAAUUAUUUUACUCAUUAACUUAAAUUCUCAUGAACUAAAAUGGUAUUUGUUUCAUCAGUGUUUCUAUCCAAUUUUUAGAUUAUUUUUAAUGAGUACAAGCGGUCAUUGUGGCUGUCCUGGACCCGAUGUGAUAACCAAAUACAGAUUAUUUUUUCCUUAAUAUGAUUAUCCUUUUCCUCUCUUCCAGCAGAGAAGCGAGAGGAUAUAGUGAUCAUCAUUUUGCCUGUAAUUACAAGAGUGCAUACAUUUUUCACAGUAAUGUUACUAUUAUUUGAUAAGAUGGCAUAAAUAUGAUCAAAUCAUCACAUUUUAUGACCCCUGCUAGUCUUAAUUUGGCUAUGGAAACUGUAUAAGUAUUGACCAUUGUACAUUUUGCUAUCAUACAAAUGGUUCCUGAGCUCCUUGGGAGUGCUGAAUUGAGAUGAAAUGCAGCACUUAAUUGGAAUUUCAACUACUGCACUUUGCAUAUGGUAAUAUGUUUACAAACUUUAAGGUUGUAUUGCAUGUAUUUUUGUAACAUUGACAAAAAUGGGAAGCAAAUCAAAUAGCUCCUAGAAAAAAUAUACACAAACUGACUAGACUGAAUACUCUUUUGUGUAAUUUUGUGAAUUGUACAAUCGAAGAUUUCAGUAAAGAGUGAUGUGUUUAGUUUCUAAGUUAUAAUGUACACUGACUGCCAAUAUUUAUCAAUAUAACAACACAGGAGAAUAAUGGAAGAGAUGUAUGUGAAGCAUUCUUUACUUCAAAUGUAACUAUUAAUUUUAAUGAACUACUUAAACAACCCUUACAUGGCAUUUACAUUAUUUUUGCCAGAUGUGUUAAGAUUCUUUAUUUACAUUAUGUAGUUUAUUAGAAAGUAAAAGAAAUUUGACAUCUCAUUGAUUUUGCUUAUGUAAUAAAAAAAUUUCCAAAUAAAAAUACUUUUUUUUUUUUUUUUUUUUUUUUUUAAGCUUAAUUUGGCAAGAAGGUUUUUGGCACGAAUAUAUGAACCAAAUGUCAAAAUCCAUUUUCCUUUAACAAAGAUAUAUAUUUUUGUGUCUGUGUUAUACUUAUUGUUUAUCUCUGCUAUUGCUUAUGAAUAUUUCAUGUAUUCAUGUACAGUAUAGGAAUUUAUGUGGAAUUAUUGUACUUACAUUAAAUUGAAAUCAGA